GAUCUCAGUGAAUAGCAGUAAUGUCCAGUCGUUGCUGGAUGCAGCCAACCAGUACCAGAUUGAGCCUGUGAAGAAGAUGUGUGUGGAGUUCCUCAAAGGACAGAUUGAUGCAACGAACUGCCUGGGUAUUUCAGCCCUUUCAGACUGUAUGGACUGUCCUGAGCUGAAAGCAGCAGCCGAGGACUUCACCCAGCUCCACUUCACUGAAGUUUACAAACUCGACGAGUUCCUGCAACUGGACGUUACGCAACUCACACAUCUUCUGCACCAGGACAAACUCACUGUCCGUGCUGAGGCCCAGGUACAGAUAUUCUAUUGCAGGGCUUUUCAAAGUAUGGGGCACGCCUCCCCUAGGGGCGCCAGAGUUCUGCAGGGGGGGCGCGAUUGUGGUGAUGUGAUGUUAAAAAAGAAAAUGUGA
Molecule: messenger RNA, 418 nt
Organism: Paralichthys olivaceus (Japanese flounder)
Lineage: Eukaryota; Metazoa; Chordata; Actinopteri; Pleuronectiformes; Paralichthyidae
Source: RefSeq, a predicted model, not a curated record